AGUCAAAUAGCAGCUUCUUAUGCACGCAAAACGGGACCGCGCCCCACGUCGAAAUUCAAAUAAAUUGUCGACGGGAUUAAAAACGAAGCAAGACUGAACAGGCCGAAAUUACUUUCAGUGUCGUCUCAAGAUUCACGAUGGCAACUCCAAGUCUCUACCGAAGAGCCCUCCCUUCUCCCCCCGCAAUCGAGUUUGCUUCUCCCGAAGGAAAGAAAAUUUUUGUGGAAGCUCUCGCACAAGGAACCAUGGAAGGCUUCUUCAAAUUAAUUUCAUACUAUCAAACGCAAUCUGAACCUGCGUACUGUGGACUGGCCACACUUGCAGUCGUCCUUAAUGCACUUGCUAUUGACCCUGGUAGAAAAUGGAAAGGCCCUUGGAGGUGGUUUGACGAUUCCAUGUUGGAUUGUUGUGAGCCUUUGGAUAAGAUUAAAGAGAAAGGCAUUACAUUUGGAAAAGUUGCGUGUUUGGCUCAAUGCAAUGGAGCUAAAGUUGAAGCAUUUAGAACAAAUGAAACGACGAUAGAUGAUUUUCGCAAGAAUGUAAUUUCAUGCAGUGCUUCAGAGGAUUGUCAUGUGAUCGUAUCAUACCACAGAGGAGUGUUUAAGCAGACUGGAACUGGUCAUUUUUCACCACUAGGAGGCUACCACGCGAAAAGAGAUAUGGUCCUCAUCCUGGAUGUUGCACGUUUCAAGUAUCCUCCUCACUGGGUCCCGCUUACCCUUCUCUGGGAGGCCAUGAAUACUGUCGAUAAAGCUACUGGACAUUAUAGGGGGUACAUGGUUAUUUCCAGAUUUAACAGAGCAACAUCAGUACUUUAUACUGUGAGUUGUAGACAUGAAGGUUGGAACAGUGUUGCUAACUACUUAGCUGAAGAAGUCCCUCUCCUUUUGAAGUCAGAGGAUUUACAAGACAUUCAGAAGCUACUUUCUGUUAUAUUCAAGUCUCCUCCUAUUGAAUUGAGAGGGUUUAUCACAUGGAUUGCUGAAGUUCGUAGACAAGAGGAUGGAAAUCUCACCUUGAGCGAAGAAGAGAGAGGAAGGCUUGCUAUCAAGGCAGAGAUAUUGGAACAGAUUCGAGCAACUGCAAUCUUCAAACAUAUAACUAGAUGGUUGAAUUCUGAAAUUUCAUGUUGCAGUCCUUAUGCAAACCUUGAUGAUAAAGUCGUGUUACCUGCAUUUGCUGCAAGUCUUUGUUGCCAAGGGGUGGAUCUUUUGACUGGUUGUGAUGGGGUAGGUUCGUCAGGUGGAAAACGCUGCAGUCAAAUAAAUGUACAACAGUUGCAUGUCGAUUCUGAAAAUCCAGUGGCAUUGGUUUCUGGAACCUUUAAAACUGGCAAUAGUGAACAAGGGGUUGAUGUUUUGGUUCCUCUUUGUCAAACGGGGCCAAAUAGGUUGUGCAUUUCCAAUGAAGGACGCUGCAUUGGAUUGCACCCAUCUACUGCAGAUGUUUUAACAGUGCUUUUACUGGCCUUGCCCUUGCAUACAUGGUCAGGCAUUAAAGAAGAAAAGCUGCGGGUGGAAGUUACAGACCUUGUAACGACUGAAAACCUACCUCCCUUGCUUCAGGAAGAGGCAUUGUUCUUGCGAGGGCAACUCAAAUUUCUCAUGACUGAUAUCAGUGCUUCGCCUUCAUCAUGAUAUUUUGGUGUUGGGUUUGUAACAACUAAUUAUAAUUCCAUUAGAUACUGAUUAGGCCUUUUAGGCAUGCCAUUGAACUUGGGAUCAAUGCAGUUCCUCGGCCUUUCAAGUGUUCCUUCGUCCACCCUUUAUCAUGAAUAACAGGCAGACUCUGCGGGUGGGACACGACAAUAAUUCAUACGCCUCUGAAAAUGGAGGACUCCCUGGUGGUAUUCAAUUAAGCAUUUUUGUUGGCAUCCAUUGUUGGAUUACUAGUUCUCAUCACAGAGAUAGCUUUUUUGCAAAAUUUGACACGAAUUCAUUAUUGUUAUAUGCUCUAUUACUUAAUCUAUAAGUUAAUACAUGAUAUAUACUUCAAAUACUAGAAAAUUCUGACUAGUUGACUGCUCUCCCCUACAACAUUCCGUUUGAA
Neltuma alba is the source of this 2049-nucleotide messenger RNA. RefSeq names its product glutathione gamma-glutamylcysteinyltransferase 3-like. The record is from RefSeq and is a predicted model, not a curated record. Bases 138 to 1637 code for a protein of 499 amino acids. Gene Ontology annotation, biological process: response to metal ion; detoxification of copper ion; phytochelatin biosynthetic process. The transcript has 8 exons. Gene Ontology annotation, molecular function: glutathione gamma-glutamylcysteinyltransferase activity; metal ion binding. Lineage: Eukaryota; Viridiplantae; Streptophyta; Magnoliopsida; Fabales; Fabaceae.